Molecule: messenger RNA, 1053 nt
Organism: Rotaria sp. Silwood1
Lineage: Eukaryota; Metazoa; Rotifera; Eurotatoria; Philodinida; Philodinidae
Source: the annotation of a GenBank genome assembly
AUGCCACUCGCCUUGGUCGUACGUGAAAAUAAGCAGCUUGCUAUUGAAGAGCUCGAACUACCCAAAUAUGGACCACAAGAUCUUCUGAUCAAAGUGACUCAUGUUGCACAAAAUCCGACUGAUUGGAAACAUGUUCAUUUUGGCUUUGCAAAACCUGGUUCGAUUGUCGGUUGUGAUUUUGCUGGCGAAGUCGUUGAAGUUGGCAAAGAAGCAACAGGAAGCUAUAAAAAAGGUGAACAUGUAGCCGGCUGUGUUCAUGGUGGUCUAGAUGCCGCAUUGGGCAUUCGUGGAGCUUUUUCAGAAUAUGUUGUUCAAGAUGCAUCACUGGUUUUUCGUUAUCCUUUUACCCUGUCUCCAGAAUCAGCUGCUACAGUUCCACUGGCCAGUAUCACGGCAGCUCUUGGUCUCUUUCAUGAGAUGGGUUUACCUUUUCCUCCUGCUACUUGUAGCAAAGCCAUUCUCGUUUGGGGAGGUAGCACCAGUGUUGGCCAAUAUGCUAUUCAAUUAGCCAAAGCAGCUGGCUGCUUUGUUAUCACAACUGCAUCGCCUGCUCGUCAUGCUUAUUUGAAGGAACUUGGCGCUGAUAUCUGUUUCGAUUACAAGAAUUCGAAUGUGGUCUCACAAAUCAAAGAAGUAGCUCCAAAUAAUUUGGCUUAUGCUAUUGAUUGUGUUUCGGAGAAUGGAUCAACUGCACAGGUGUGCGCAACACUCACUGGUCUGAAUCCGCAAGUAGUCACCGUUCUACCAGGAGUAUCAAAAGAAGUUCCACCUCAUAUUAAAGAACGCAGUGUCAUGAUGUAUACGAUUUUCGGGCGUCGAAUGCACGUCUUCGGUCAAGAUUAUGAAGCCAAACCUGCAGAUAAAUCAUUUGCCGAGAAAUUCUACUUGCAACUUUCCAAUAUCUUAUUACCUCAGGGUCUUGUUAAGCCGAAUAAAGUGACCAAAAUCUCGGGCGGACUCAAUGGAGUCGCAGAAGGAUUUCAAAGAAUGAUGGAGAACAAAGUAGCUGCUGAAAAACUCGUCUACACUAUGGCUGAGACGAGCAAGCCAUAG